Molecule: messenger RNA, 2137 nt
Organism: Suillus subaureus
Lineage: Eukaryota; Fungi; Basidiomycota; Agaricomycetes; Boletales; Suillaceae
Exons: 7
Coding region: 281-1690 (469 amino acids)
Source: RefSeq, a predicted model, not a curated record
UCCGGACGAGGUGUUCUUAGUGUUUGCUCCUAUGUUUUUCCGCUUCCUAAAAUGAUUCUGAGACUGGAGGGGUACGCAUGGUGCCUUCUGGUACCUUCCGGCGGGUGUUGACUGCACACGGAACGGGCGGCGUCACCGCGAACGACAACCGAAUAUAUCAUGGGAGGCUAACCAGGCGCUGCCCUGAGUUUCACAUAGCAUAGAUGGCCAAAUACAUACCAUCAUCGUCGGCAUACAAAGAUCCUGAUUGAGCACCCUCAAGGCUCCCACCUCACGUGUCAUGGACAGACAGGACGCAUACGACGACCCAGAGACUCCAUUUAUCCCUACGUUCCGCAUCAAACUACAACCAACUAAACGCAAAAAGCCAUCUCCCGGAACGAUCUGCGCUGCUCUGGCAGGCAUCUCCUUGCUUAGCUUUGGAUUUCUUCUACUCAAGCCCUUGAGCCAUCUGGACACACAGGAUGCGCCUUCGUAUUCUGCCGCCUUCAACUCGCAGCCAUAUGUCCAAGGUCCACCCACCCAACGCUUUCGAGAUAACCUUCGUAACAACACAAAAUACAUUACAUCGUGGACUUCAGCUGGAUGGACGAAUGACGUGAUGACCUAUGGCAAUUUAAUUUACCUGGCACUGAUAACAGAGCGUAUACCUAUAAUUGCGAAAUUCCUUUCUUCUCAUAUCGACCCAAGUGAACCUCCAUUUGCUUUUGGGGAAAUAAUUGACGUCCCUCGGCUUAGCCAAGCCAUAGGCAUUCCCGUACUUGAAUGGCACGAAGUUAAGGACCCAGAAAGUCAGGUUCUCGACGAUAUUGGUUGUUGGAGUGUUUGGGAAAGCGUUGAAAACUACAAGGAGGAUCCCCGUCCACGGGAAAGUCCCACCAUAGACCGGCUCAAGCUCGAUAUCUCGUGGACGCGAACCCCAGAUUGGGUCAAGCUGACACCUCCUGGCAUAAUAGACGAUCACGCAUCCUUUUGGUCCCUUGCAACGCUUGCCUUUCCGCAGGGUCGCUCGGACAACCUGGGAUUAUCAAAUCAUCCUUCUCCUCAGCAUCAGGUUUCCCUCCCCCCGGACGACCAGUUGCUAUGCUUCGAUUUCCUUUACUUCAUAGGUGCCCAACAGCCAUGGGAAUGGGAAUCGGAUUAUUCCCCUGCAUGGAGAUUUGUAGGCCAACACAUGCGAUGGAAUGCAAGCGUAGAAAGGCUUGCCGAUGCGCAUGCCCGGCGCGCCAUGAAUGUGCCAGUCAAUGAACCAACACCUCCCUAUAUCUCUAUCCACGUACGGCACGGUGACUUUGGCGAUCAAUGUCGUAGUGUUCCUUUGGAUCAGUGCUUCGCCUCGUUGUCUAUCAUUGCACGCAGGGUAUCCGAGGUGCAAGAGGAACUUCGCACACAAAAAGGGAUCGAGGUCACACAGGUUAUCAUGACGAGUGAUGAGCUUGACCCGGAAUGGUGGUCAGGGGUCAGGGCGUUGGGCUGGACGUGGGUAGAUUAUGCGACAGAGCGCACGGCAGAGAUCUAUGGAAAGUGGCAUCCGGUGUUCAUCGAUGCCAUCAUUCAGUCGAAUGGAGCGGGCUUCGUUGGCACUCGUGGCUCCACGAUGUCCAAUCUAGCUCGUCGCAGAGUACAGUCGUGGCAUAAUGGACCAACUCGGAUCGUCCAAUGGGGGCGACCGGGUGCUGAUGACCAUUGAUGUAAUCGGAAUGCUGAGAUGGAGAUGACCUUACGCCGCCAAAACUAUUGGCCGAAAUGACCUCCAUUUGUCUACCACGCACCAUCGCUGCAUGGGCCAGGGUUCGAAUUCACAGCCGGAGGCAACAAACGCUCAAUAUAUUUAUUCGUUUAUAGUACUGGGACCGAAGUCCAGUACCCAAUCACACAUUUCGUUAUUUACUGCCCAAGUGUUGAGGACACUCCCCCCGACUCACCAGAACACAGGACUAUCUUUUCCCGAUUUGUAAACUCUACUCGGGUCAAACCGAGUCACACUACGAGUAUACCAUACGUACUGUCAUUAGACAAUGACAACAAACGAAUCUUAAUUUUAAUUUUUUAGAAAUAAAUUGAGCCGUGACCAUCUCCUAAAUUCCAUUGUUAAUGGAGUUUAAGAGGUGCUAAGGCAAUACUUCUGCAGACCGCA